AAGGUAUUUUCUGUAGAAAGGUUUAAGAAGUUCGUCUUCAUCAAUCAAUUCCGACGUUUGGGCCUCUCCUUCUCUAGAGACGAACAGACGGUGGGGGCAAGCAGCCUGAGAUAUCCAAGGUAAUCAAGCAGUUAGAACUUUUCUGCUUUGAAAUCUUUGCCUACAAGCUCAAUUUUCUCCAUAAAAUGGCAUUGGUUGUGGUCUGUGGCCAGCCAUGCAGUGGGAAGUCCACUGCGGCACUCUGCUUAGCUGAAGCUCUCAAGGAAUCAAAUGUAAAACAAGCUGUAAAGAUAAUCAAUGAAACUUCUUUUCAUCUCGACCGCAAUCAGAGCUAUGCCGAUAUGCCUGCCGAAAAGAAUUUAAGAGGAGUUCUCAGAUCUGAAGUCGACCGAUCUGUAUCGGAAGACAACAUUGUCAUUGUAGACUCUUUGAAUAGUAUAAAGGGUUAUAGGUACGAGCUGUGGUGUUUGGCUCGUGGAGCUGGAAUUAGGUACUGUGUUCUGUACUGUGAUGUAGAAGAAACACAUUGUAGGAAGUGGAACGACGAGCGGCGAGAGAACGGAGAAGCUAACUACGAUGAUAAGAUAUUUGAAGAUCUGGUGAGAAGGUUUGAGAGACCAAUCAGUAGGAAUAGAUGGGACUCGCCAUUGUUCGAGUUGUUGCCACAUAAAGAUGGAAUAGAGAAAUCAUCUACUGUCAUUCGAGAUGCCGUAUCAUACUUGACAAAAGAGGUCGACUCGAAGUCGAGGGAUGUAAAGAUCUUACAGCCAACGAUCGCGACUCGGAGUACUCGAUUAUCGGAGGCGAAUUCUUUGUAUGAGUUGGACAAAGCAACACACGAAGUGGUUAAUGCUAUAGUAGAAGCGCAAGGCCAAGCAAUGGGAGGACCUCUGAAUGGUGUCCCUCUGGGUCAGGAUUUGCCGACCAUCAAUAUUUCAAAGUCGGUCGGCCUUCCCGAGCUUCGGAGGCUACGGAGAACGUUCAUUAAACUAACAGGGCAAACUAGUUUAAGUGGACCACCGCCACCUUGUGAUGCAGCAAGUGCUAAGAGGAUGUUUGUUGACUACCUGAAUAGGGAACUGGGGACAGCUUGAACCAGAUUAACCUGAAUGAUACUCAGAGUUCCUGUUUGUUUUGGGUUGAGUUCAACAAUGUUUGUGAUCGAGGAGGGUUCAAAUCUUCGAUCUUUUCGUUAAGAUUAUAUGUCUUAACUAGUUGAGUUUUAUUUUGGAUUGAGUUCAAUAAUGUUUGGGAUUGAAGAGGAGGGUUCGAAUCUCUGACCCUUUCGUCAAGAUUAUGUCUUAACUAGUUGAGUUAAGGAACUUGGGUGUGUGUCUUUGUCGAAAUGAAAUGGCCUUAUCUUUUAUUA
This is a messenger RNA of Cucurbita pepo subsp. pepo (vegetable marrow), 1369 nucleotides long. RefSeq names its product protein KTI12 homolog. Lineage: Eukaryota; Viridiplantae; Streptophyta; Magnoliopsida; Cucurbitales; Cucurbitaceae. The record is from RefSeq and is a predicted model, not a curated record.